Athene cunicularia (burrowing owl) is the source of this 5600-nucleotide messenger RNA. Its product is annotated as rho GTPase-activating protein 39-like. Gene Ontology annotation, cellular component: cytoskeleton; cytoplasm. The transcript has 10 exons. Lineage: Eukaryota; Metazoa; Chordata; Aves; Strigiformes; Strigidae. The record is from RefSeq and is a predicted model, not a curated record. Bases 1 to 3108 code for a protein of 1035 amino acids. Gene Ontology annotation, biological process: signal transduction. Gene Ontology annotation, molecular function: protein binding; GTPase activator activity.
AUGCUUGCCCGCCCCAUGCUGCUUGUCCUGGGCUGCUCAGACUGGGUGGAGAUCAUUGAGCCUCGCUCCCAGGAGCGGAUGUACGUCAACCUGACCACCGGUGAGUGCGGAUGGGAGCCCCCUCCCAACCUGAAGGUACGCCAGUCGGACCAGAAGCAGUGGUGGGAGCUCUUCGACCAGAAUAACAACCGUUUCUAUUACUACAAUGCUAUCACACGGCAGACGGUGUGGCACCGGCCCCAGGGCUGCGACAUUGUGCCCUUGGCGCAGCUCCAGGCUAUGAAGCGAAGCUCCCAGCCCGACUGCCAGGGCCGGCAGCACCAGGGCAGCACUGGCAGCGAUGGCAGAAGCACCCCUAUCCAAAUGACCGUUCUGCAGGAGAUGAAGGGCAAGGGGGACUGCUCUGCAGAGAAGAAGAAAGACCCUGGCAGGGAGACUCCUACCCACUGGCAGCCUCUGCCAGGCACGAAAGCAGCCAUGUUGGUCAAAGUGAACAGUCUGAGGCAGAUACAGAGCUCUUCAAACAGUUCACUUCAGCUGCAGAGUGCUCCAGAGGCCAAUGACCAGAAAUCUCUUCCAAAACCAGCCAUAUAUGCUCAGCCUCAAUCCAUGUCCCAGAGCCCUGGAGCGAUAAAGCAAAUGCCUACAGGAGAAACAAAGCAGUCUAUGCAGAUCAAAAAGACAGAGAAUGGUGGGUUUUGCCUAGUCCUGAUGAAUGGUCCAACUUCUCAAACACCUUCAAGGAGCCAGACAGGAACCCCCCAGCCUGCAUCUCCCAAGUAUGCCUCCCCUGCACCUAUAUAUGAUGAGCCAUCUCUGGAGUCUCCAAUUUAUGAUGAGCCACCAGUAGAUAUGGACACUGAAAGUGUCAGUAUGAGUGGGAUGUCACCACCAAGGUCACCAAGCAAUAGCUUAAAAAAGCAGCUGCAGCCAACAAAAUUAUUACAGCAUCCAGGUAUGCAGCAGCAGCAAACUGGAAAGAAGUAUGCAAGAAAUCCCUCUUCCACUGAAUACAGCCCAGCUGGCAGAGAAUAUAUAAAACACAUGGUCAAUGUUGACCAGUUUUCCAAACUCUCCCACUCUUCUGCCACAACAGCUGAUGCCUCUACUAAACUGCCUGGUCAGCUUACUUCAAAGGACAGUUUCAAGCAGUCCUGGAGGAUCUUGGAAGCCAACGUCCUCAAGAACAUGGAAGCCCACCACAGUCGACAGAACAGCCUGCAAACUCAGGAGUACCCAACUGGUAUAAGCCAUCAGGAUUCUGGUUAUUCAACUGGCCCUUCUCCAAGCUUGAGAAAAAGGAAAGGAAGGAGGCAAGGAACAGCUCAAGGAAGACCUGGCUCUGUAGGCAGCAGCAGCGAGCUCACGGCUUUGAAUGAUAAGCUCAUCGCUGAGAUGCGUGCUGUGGUGGGCAGGUCAGCAGCCUGCAGGGGAAGCAAAGCCAGCCUUGAUGCUGAAAGUCUGGAGAGUGGCAUCCCAGCAGAGAGCAGCAAAGUCAGGUUUCAGUCUGACCACUUGAAAAAAUGCAUCAGCCAGAGCUCAAGGGAUGACAUCUCAGCUAGUAAUAGGUCCCUGUGUAGACAGGGCCUGGAGAGCAGGGGCAGCUUUCUCAAUGAUGUGGCUGCUCCACAGGACACAGUAAGGCAGAAGAGGACUUUUGAGAAAAUAGAUUCUCUAGAAAAGAAUGUGACCAGCCAGACAAGUUUGGCUUUGUCAGAUGCUACACGCCACUCCUCCCAGCCUGGGACAAUAGAGCCGGACCCCAAGCAGGAGAGCAGUGGCCAGUCUGGCAGCUGUGUAGGGUAUCACUUCCCUUACAAUACUCUACGGAAGCCCAUCUCUCAGAGCAGCAUGGCAGACUGGGCUUCUAAAAACCUGAACAUGCACACGCAGGGCAUCUUCCGCCGAAGGAUCUCCAUCUCCAACAUGCUGUCCUGGAAUGGCGGCUCUAUCAAAAAGCCAAUGCUCAUCACUAGCAACCGCACCAUCAAAAAAGAGGCGUGUGAGAUGUUCAAACUGGUGCAGAGCUACAUGGGAGAUCGUCAGACUCGCAUGGACCAGAAUCACGUGGCGCUGGUCACGGUCACCAAGUGCUGGAGCAUGCAAGGUUUACGGGAUGAGCUCUAUAUACAGCUGAUUCGGCAGACCACAGAUAAUACGUGCUACAGAAGUCUGGCAUGGGGCUGGGAACUGAUGGCCAUCAGUCUGGCCUUUUUCUCCCCAUCACCCAAAUUUCAGUCUUAUCUGGAAGGUUACAUUUAUCGCCACCUUGACAGUGAUGAAAACAUUGCCCAGCGCAUCAAGGAGCUUGUGGAUCUGAAAAACAAGAAGAACUCAAAAUCCAGGAAAAAGAGGAAACAAAACACCGAGGAUGAAGGUCUGCCCAUCAGCACCUACGCCAAAUACUGCUACCGGAAGCUACGGAAAGUAGCUGUCACUGGAGGCAAAAAGGGCCUCCGUAAACCAACAGUGGAAGAGAUAACACAUGCCAGGAAUGCCAUUGUGACGCCAUCGCUCUUCGGCAGCUCUCUGGAAGAAAUCAUGCUGCGGCAGCAGGACAUGUACCCGGGUAACAAGCUGCCCUGGGUGCAGACGCAGCUAUCGCAGCAGGUCCUGGCUCUGGGAGGAGAACAGACGGAGGGGAUUUUCAGGAUACCUGGUGACAUUGAUGAAGUCAAUGCAUUGAAGUUGCAGGUGGAUCAGUGGAGAAUCCCAAGCAGCCUCAGUGACCCCAACAUCCCAGCCUCUCUUCUCAAGCUCUGGUAUCGGGAACUGGAGGAGCCCGUGAUCCCCCAGCAGUUCUACAAGGAGUGUAUCAGCAACUAUGAGAACCCUGAUGCUGCUGUGGCCGUAGUGCAGCUUUUGCCAGAGCUCAACAGACUGGUGCUGUGUUACCUCAUACACUUCCUGCAGAUCUUUGCUCAGCCAUCAAAUGUGGGCAGGACCAAGAUGGAUGUGAACAACCUGGCUAUGGUGAUGGCUCCCAACUGCCUGCGCUGCCAAUCUGAUGACCCUCGCAUUAUCUUUGAGAACACGCGCAAAGAAAUGUCCUUUCUUCGCAUGCUGAUAGUGCACUUGGACACAAGCUUCAUCAAAGGGCUGGUCUGAGCCACUGGGGUCCGAAACAUUGCUCUGAGGAGUCGCUGGGUGCCCAAAGUCUUCUCCCCUCUACUUAGGUUUCUUCUAUUGUCCUUGCUGUUGUCACAUCCUUGGUUAGCCCCUGAGCAUCUCCUGGUAUAUGACCUCAAGGACAAGAAUAUUUGACAAGACACUCCUGAAAGACUCUGGCAGUUCAGCACCAGGAAGUCCUUGGACAUGCCAGGCCAGAUUCAGUGGUUCAUGGCCUUCCAGUCUGUGUCAGAGGUGGGCAGGCCUCCUCCUUGGAGCUGCAGGACUGGUUGCUCAUUUAAAGGGCUGUGACAUCUGUGAGAAAUUGCUGCCUGGGGCAGUGAGACUGUCUCCCUUCUGGAGGCAGAGCUGGCUUCAGGUAGCAUGGUAUCACUCCCUUGUAGUGGCAUGAUCUGGUCCUGGGGGAGAUGCUGCCUCACUGGGGAUAAUCCCACUGCCGUGGAGCCAGCCUGGUUCACCUCUGCAGGCUGUUGGAGGUGUGAGUGCUGUUCUGACACCCCACGAUGCUGUUGGUAGAGGGAUGUAAAGGUGCCGGGGGUUCACUGAGGCAGAGCGGUUCCUUGGACUGCCCUGGUCAGCGGAAGCACGUUGCAGCCCAGGGAGAGGAGGCGUUUGAGCCUCUGCUGCUGGUGGGUGGAGAGGCUGACAGCCCACAGCUGGGAGCCCUGGCAGGCCGGAUCCACACAGCAUCCACCUCGCCUCCUUUAGGCAGCUGCAGAGCUGCACAGCAGCAUGCGGCCAGCAUAUGGGACCAGCCCUGUGCUGAGCUAAACCAGCAUCCACGUGUGGGGGCUGGGGACAGAGGAAGGCCUCACACCUGGCAACAAACAGAUAAACAACCUCUGACAUCCUCCUAACGAGGGCCAUAUCCUCUGCAGGGGUAAUCCCAGCAGCCUUGCAGCCCCUUUCUGCUACAGGCAGCGUGAGCCAACACCAGCUUUCAUGAAGAGCAUCUGAGACUGUGCUCAGAGCAGCCUCCACGGCUCCAGCCUGGUACCACAUCCUUCUCAGACCCCUCUGCUGAGGACCCAGUACCUGUUUUACCCACCUUCCUAGUUAACCCCGGGUCUAAAGAAAGCUGAGAAGGCACCCAACAGUAAGUGCUCCUGUACCCGGAUGUGCCCUUCCAGGCAGAGCAGCAGCAUUGCUGUGUACUUGUGGAAUGCUGAUACUGUCUGGACUCAGCAGUGGCACCUGUGCUCUGCCCACCAAAUUUCCAUGGGAGCUGCAGAGAGCAAGGGAAGAGGCAGGUCUGAGUGGCUGAGGUGUGGUGGAGCCUGUGCAGGGGUGGUGUCAGGCAGGCAGCAGAGUGUUCUUGCUUCUGCUGUUAAACCCCUGUGGCUUUGUGUGCCACUAGAAGUGAGGCACAGCAAGGACAGUGUCUUUCAGAGACAGCACAUGGAUUUCUGCUCCCCCCGCCCCCGGCUCCCCUGCAGCUUCCAGAUGCUGUUGCAUGUUCCUUAGUAAGUAGCAGUUUCUAAUUCUGUGGCAUCUUCGUGUUACUCUUCUACUCCUUUGAAGUGUUUUCCCUGCUGGAGGCAGGUCUGUGGCAGAAAGCUGUGUGUUGGGGUUACUUAUGCAAUGCUGUCUGCUGAUAGCAUCCAAGGUUGCAUUUGCAUUUCUGCAUCCUCCUCCCUUUCAAGUGGGGACCUGAGAUCAUCCUCUCCUGAUUGCAGUGGGGAGCUGAGCCCUGCCAGCAGUGAGGCUUAAAGCUGAUGUCUGAAUCUGUACCAAAAGUUGGGGCAUAAGAUGCCAACAUGCAGAGUGCCCCGAGCCUGCUGGCUGCUUGGGUCUCUUGAUGUGUGUGAAUGGGGUUUUCAGAGCACUUGUCUGCUGGGAUGAACUUCACAGUGGGAGUUCAGUUUGUGCCCAGCUGAACACGGGUUGUGGUUCCUCUCCUUGUACCAGAUGGGCCAGGAAAUCUCGCUCCCAUGUCAGGAUUAGCUCUGUUGAACAUACCCCCAAAAAUGUGCCAGGAUCUUUCUUACAUACCCAUCCCAUCCCAGCGCUUCAAAGCCAUUCAGCUCAGUUUGGCCUUCUGAAGUGCUGAACAACUUGCACUUCAGAUGUGGGGCUACUUUCCCAGAAAUGUAGAGACAGGGGGUUACUGGCUCUGCCAUGCUGUACUGAAAUUUGAAGGGUUAAACAGGCUCAGGGUGCCACAUCCUGCCCCCGCUGUGGGCUAGAGCAGCCGUGUGGUGCCCGUGGGCUCUUGGGGCUGCAGGUGCAUGUGCCUGUGUUGGGCUUUGGCUGCAGCGGGCCACCACAUAGCUGAUCCAUGUUAUUCCUUUCAUUUAGCUGUAGCAGUCAAUCAAACCAUAGGCAUCUGCUGCUAUUACAGAUGAAUGCUUCUUGCCAGGGCUGUAAGAUAGGCUACUCAACGACACUGGAUAUUAUUUACCAACAGAUUUGUAAAUAGGAAUCAGUAAAGCAGCCUCUCCUCUGUUAUAAUAAUAAAUGCAAUCUCCGUG